Messenger RNA from Stegodyphus dumicola, 2811 nucleotides. Its product is annotated as ankyrin repeat domain-containing protein 61-like. Gene Ontology annotation, molecular function: protein binding. NCBI's taxonomy places the organism in Eukaryota, Metazoa, Arthropoda, Arachnida, Araneae, Eresidae. The record is from RefSeq and is a predicted model, not a curated record.
GAGGGACCUUUAGCUGCCCUUGAAAUCGAUUGAGUGUUUCAUUAUACCUACGCUAAAUACAAGGUUGUUUUUACGAUUUUGACUUAUUACCAUAUUUUAAAUCAUUCUUAAAGUAAUACUCACAAGAAUAGUUGUCUUGAAUUUUUCUACUACUCCAAAUUAAAAAUAUUUUUUAUUAUUUUACAAACAAAGAAUUUUUAAACUAAAUCAUAUUUAAGACUGUGUUAUGAAAACUUUUUCAUUUCUGCACCUUAAUUUCCAUAAUAGUUUUAAACAAUAUAAUUUAGCACUUUCGGAGAGAAAAUUCAGUUCCUGGAGAAUGGACAUAUUUAACUAAGCUUUCGUUUAGAAUAUUUAGCAAUAUGGAAGAAAUUCAGCCUGAGCUAAAUUCAUCCUUAACCUCCUUCUUAAACUUUUGGAAUUUCUUAAUUUUGUUAUUAAUCUGCUGAAGAGUUGGAACAGAAGCUGCAUUCAUGAACUUCGAUGCAUUUACAUCUGUAUUACUUCUGAAUUUUUAAUUCUCGAUAAAUAUUUUAAAUAAACGCUUGCUUAUCACCGUUAGUGAUAACUAUCACAUGCUUUUUUUUCAGUUAAGUCGUGGACAUAGGCAUCAUUUAUUAAAUGGAUAUAAUUUUUAGUUAAUAUUCAGUAUUUUUAUGUAUUUCCUUAUACACGUCUUUUCAAUAGUUAAUAGCAAUGUAAGUUCCUAUAUUAUUUUUUCUCUUCUUUCUUCUUCGUGCGAAGCAUUUUAUAUAAGUAAAUUCUAGUGAAAUCAAUAAAUUUAGGAAUAUUCCAAUAAUAAAAUUAUAAUUAUUCAGAGAAACUCGAGAAAGCCAUGAAUAGUAGUAUUAUAAUCACAUAUAUUAAGUUAUUUUCUAAGUCCGCAAACAGUUACAUAAUUAUUACAUGGUUGAAUCUAAUCAGGUCCAUAACAGAAUUGGAAUUUAAAAUAACUACAAUAGUGUGAAAUCAUAUUCAGACACGAGGUUUAUCAUAAUUUAUAAGAGAACAACAAGAAAAAAUACGAGCAGAAUGUUAUGCUCAUGUGGCACAGAUAGCUCUUUUCUUUUUCCAAGGCGGCAGUGUGUCGGAAGUUUUUAAUUCAGUUUCGAAGUGUAAUAUAAGUAAUGUGCGUUGUGAAGAAUAUCGUGAAGUAAGAUCAAGUUUGUUCCUCCUCAUAUUUAGCAAUGUUAUCUGUUUCUGGGUUAUUUCCCCUCUCAUUAAAAAAUAUUUGCUAAUAUAAAUUUAAAAACUACAUUUCUUUGCAGGAUAUAGAAAAUCUCGUCAUUGAUGCUGCCGUACAAGCUUUGGUAAAUUACAACACUGAAGCUAUUAAAGGCAUUCUAAGACAGUGCUCCCAUGCAAAUUAUGAUGUUCCCAAACGGUUCCGGUUCCCUACGGUGGAAGAUUGUAUUUUUCGAAUACCUGCUAUGUGUCUGCUCCCGGAAAUGGAUGUUGCUGUACCAGUUUCAGGAAUAUCCAGUCUUGUUUCUGAGAUGUUAAAGACUGACGCCGUCUUAAGCAAUAUUCUGCUUCAUGUGGCGAUCCAUUUGCCGGAUUAUGAGUUAGCUAGACUUCUUUUAGAAAAGGGAGCUAACAUUAACAGCACUGACAGAAGACUGACAGCUCUGCAUAAAGCGGUCUGUAAAUCAGAUUAUGAGUUAACUGGAUUACUUCUAGAUAAGGGAGCUGAUGUUAACAGGAAAGGCACGCAUGGGAAAACAGCUCUGCAUUUCGCUUGUGAAAGAGCGAAACAUUCAGCAGUCAAUAAUUCAAAUUACGAGUUAAUUAGAUUGCUUCUAGAAAAGGGAGCUGAUGUUACCAGGAUAGAUAUACAUAGAGAAACAGCUCUGCAUGUCGCUUGUCAAAAAGAAUCUUCAGCAAUUAUAAAGUUAUUAACUGAAAAAUCGCCGGCAAAGUUUCUUAAUCUUGUUGGUUAUGGUGGCUGUACUCCGUUCGACUAUGCUUGUAGAAGACACAGUCCAGAAGUUCUUCAAUUCCUCUUGUUACAAGGCAGUAGUGUGGUUUCAAACAACUCCUUUCGAGAUGGACCUCUAAUGAAUGCUGUAUCCUACAAUAAGGCAGAAUAUGUGACUCCAAUUGCAUCUAUGCUUUUAGAGGCUGGUGCGAAAAUUCACCACCAGUUACUGGUAACUGCUGUUAAAAGGGCUAUCACGGAAGGGGAAGCUGCAGCAAAUUCCCCAUUUCUAGAUUUGUGUACCCUGCUGAUACACCGUGGAUGCGACCUCAAUGCUGUUGACUACGAAGGUCGGACUGCUCUGCACAUUGCAGUUAGGAAAAACCACGAAAUACUUGUUCGAAAAUUUCUUAUUUCGGGAAAUAACAUCGAAAUCGACAAACGUGACAGAGAAGGCUUUACUCCAUUGCGCUAUGCAUGUGAAUACGGAUACAGGAGACUAGUGAAUUUACUCAUAAUUGCAGGUGCUAGUUUACGGGGACAGGACUGGGAAACUGCCUUCGAACAUUGGAGAAGUUACAAAAUGUUAAAAGAGGAAAAGAAAAAACUAUACAAUUAUGUUAUUGAUAUUUCAAAGCAAUGUCUUUCAUUAGAAAAUCUGUGUUAUAUGACUAUAAGAAAAAACAUCAGAAAUGUCGAAAAAGAUGCUAUUAAACUCAGAUUACCUCCAUUACUUGUAGAACGCCUAAAAUUUAAAUUGUAAUAGAAAUAUGUAGUCUGGUUUAUUGGUAUAUGCAUACAAAGAAUGUUCAUAAAAUCGGACAUGCUGCAUCAUUUCUAAUUAUAUGUAAAUUUGGUAGCUCAAAAAUUUAAUAAAACAGUUAGGAAAAUAA